Molecule: messenger RNA, 1551 nt
Organism: Aspergillus pseudonomiae
Lineage: Eukaryota; Fungi; Ascomycota; Eurotiomycetes; Eurotiales; Aspergillaceae
Product: MFS transporter
Exons: 4
Coding region: 1-1551 (516 amino acids)
Biological process (GO): transmembrane transport
Molecular function (GO): transmembrane transporter activity
Source: RefSeq, a predicted model, not a curated record
AUGUCGACGCAGUCUUCCGGUGGUCCUGACAGCUCGGUCGAACCCAGCCCUGAAUCUAGCCUGGAGUGUCUGGGGUCCUUUGUCGAAAAAGAAAACGCUCGUGUGAGGGUUGAGUGCCGCGACGUUGAGGCCGGUGAACAGUCCCAAGAUGAGCUUGACAGUCUUGUCCACUGGAAUGGCCCCGACGACCCUCGGAAUCCCAUGAACUGGUCCGAUGCUCGGAAAUGGCUCAUUAUUGGCCUGAUAUCACUGAGCAGUUUCAAUACGUCUCUGGUCUCCACCAUUUUUGCUCCCGGUGUCCCGGAAGUUCUGAAGGAGUUCCAUAUUGACAACUCUUCUCUUGCAUCUCUCAUGGUCUCUAUCUACGUGAUGGGAUCAGCAGUGGGGCCUCUCGUACUUACACCGAUUACGGAAAUGAGUGGAAGAUUACCAGUGACACACGGAGCGAAUAUCCUCUUCAUGAUCGCGGCAAUAAUCUGCGCAUCCAGCGUCAACAUCUCCAUGCUCAUUGUUUCUCGGCUGAUCAUGGGAAUUGCCAGCUCAGUACCGGUAACAGUUGGAGGAGGGUUUGUUGCUGACAUGAUUCCUAUGGAAAAACGGGGAACUGCAAUGACAAUAUGGACGGUGGGACCCUUGCUUGGCUUUGUAAUCGGUCCUAUAUUCGGAGGCUACAUGGUGGAGAAUGUGGGAUGGCGAUGGACUGUGUGGCUUGAAGCAAUACUGGGAGGCCUCGUUGUUAUUGCAUCGCUGAUAUUCCUCCGUGAGACGUAUGCGCCAACAAUACUACGGCGCAAAGCAAUCAGUCUUCAUAAGGCUACUGGGCAGCACUAUUACACCAAGUUUGACUCUGAACGCACAGCUGGCCAGAUGCUUUUGACAUCCUUGACGCGACCAAUCAAAUUCCUCUUUCUGUCGCCUAUCGUCUUGAUCGUAUCUCUUUACAGCGCCGUAACUUACAGCUAUAUGUACAUUCUUUUCACUACCUUCACCGAUGUCUUCGAGAAUGUCUACGGUUUCAGCCCAGGUCAGGCGGGCCUUGGAUAUCUGGGCCUUGGGAUGGGCUUUUGCGUCGGACAGAUCACAGUGGGCUACUACUCUGAUCGACAUGUCAAAAAGCAAGAAAAGAUCCAUGGCCAGAUGAAACCAGAGCACCGCCUUCCACCUCUUGUUCUUGGAUGUUUUCUAGUCCCGAUUGGCCUGUUCUGGUACGGCUGGUCCGCACAGUAUAGGGUUCAUUGGAUUGUCCCCAUUAUUGGGACUUUCUUCAUUGGUACAGGGAUCUUCUAUGUACACCUCGUUACUCAGGUGUAUCUUGUUGAUUCAUAUACCCUCUACGCCGCCAGUGCUGUCUCCGCUGAGCUAGCCUUGCGAUGCGUUUUUGGCGCCACUAUCCCUUUAGCCGGUACGCCCUUGUACGAAACACUGGGCCUAGGCUGGGGAAACACCCUCCUUGGUUUUAUUGCGCUUGCCUUUGCACCAACAUCGUUCUUCUUACUGAAAUAUGGGGAAAGCAUCCGGACCAACCCCAAAUUCAUGCCAAAGAUGACCUAA